AAGACCGAGAGACUCCCGCCUCCCCAAGGCCGCAGUUGGCGAAGCGCUGAGUCACCGCGAGGAGCCAGCGGCCUCCGAGCCUGCCCGCGGUGUGCUCGGUGUGGACCAGUGCCCCCCGCCCCACGGAGGCUCCAGGGCCCCUGCGUCCAGCUCCUUGGCUACAGAGAUUGCUGCCACAGCAUCAGAACACUCUUUCUGGAUUUCAACAUGGGGUCUUCCAAGAAGGUUACCCUCUCAGUGCUCAGCCGGGAGCAGUCAGAAGGGGUUGGAGCACGGGUGCGCAGAAGCAUCGGCAGACCCGAGUUAAAAAAUCUGGAUCCGUUUUUACUGUUCGAUGAAUUUAAAGGAGGUAGACCGGGUGGAUUUCCUGAUCACCCACAUCGAGGUUUUGAAACAGUAUCUUAUCUUCUGGAUGGUGGAAGUAUGGCCCAUGAAGACUUCUGUGGACAUGUUGGUAAAAUGAACCCUGGAGACCUGCAGUGGAUGACCGCAGGCCGGGGCAUUCUGCAUGCUGAGAUGCCUUGCUCUGAGGAGCCAGCCCAUGGUCUGCAACUGUGGGUUAAUUUGAGAAGCUCAGAGAAGAUGGUGGAGCCACAGUACCAGGAGCUGAAAAGUGAAGAGAUCCCCAAGCCCAGUAAGGAUGGUGUGACGAUUGCUGUCAUUUCUGGAGAAGCCCUGGGAAUAAAGUCCAAGGUUUACACUCGCACACCAACCUUAUAUUUGGACUUCAAAUUGGACCAAGGAGCAAAGCAUUCCCAGCCUAUUCCUGAAGGGUGGACGAGUUUCAUUUAUACCAUAUCUGGAGAUGUGUAUAUUGGGCCUGAUGAUGCUCAACAGAAAAUAGAACCUCAUCACACAGCAGUGCUCGGAGAAGGUGACAGUGUCCAGGUGGAGAACAAGGAUCCUGAGAGAAGCCAUUUUGUCUUAAUUGCUGGGGAGCCAUUAAGAGAACCAGUUGUCCAACAUGGUCCAUUUGUGAUGAACACGAAUGAAGAAAUUUCUGAGGCCAUUCUUGAUUUCAGAAAUGCAAAAAAUGGGUUUGAAAGAGCCAAAACCUGGAAAUCAAAGAUUGGAAACUAGCGAAGAGCACAGGAAUAAGUCUCGAUGCUUCCUAGAAUUUUGUCAUUUGUGCUGUCCAGCCAUUUGAGGCAUUCAGUUUCCAAAGUUGACUUAACCGGUGCUUCUAAAGAAUUCCACAUUAAAGUGAUAACAUGGCUUUUUGGGCGAUGUAUGUAGGAUUCUUCCUGGCAUAUGCAAAUAAACCUGAUUGU
This is a messenger RNA of Sciurus carolinensis (gray squirrel), 1271 nucleotides long. RefSeq names its product pirin (gene Pir). The coding region runs from base 208 to 1080 and encodes 290 amino acids. The transcript has 10 exons. Lineage: Eukaryota; Metazoa; Chordata; Mammalia; Rodentia; Sciuridae. Gene Ontology annotation, biological process: monocyte differentiation. Gene Ontology annotation, cellular component: nucleus. The record is from RefSeq and is a predicted model, not a curated record. Gene Ontology annotation, molecular function: quercetin 2,3-dioxygenase activity.